This is a messenger RNA of Sus scrofa (pig), 5571 nucleotides long. The record is from RefSeq and is a predicted model, not a curated record. Lineage: Eukaryota; Metazoa; Chordata; Mammalia; Artiodactyla; Suidae.
AUACAAAAAAAGAAAGGAGAAGAUGCCAAUAGGAAAACACAAAAGUUAAAAUUGAGAAAUAACUACAAAAAAGAAAAAAAGAAAUAUCAUUCACAGAAACAUUCUGUGAAGCAGCAAGUAGAUGCGGGAAAUCCAAGAAGUGCGUUGACGUGGAUGGGGAUCACAGGGAAGGGACAGGAUGUUUUGAAAAUAUCACGACCCAGAAAGUACAUUAAACCAUCCAAGACCUUGGAAGUGCAAAUAGAAGUAGUGGGCAAACAAGGCAAGAGAAUUUUUUAAGAAAAAUAACAAGGAUUUAAUAAGUUGGGAAACCAGGUUUCUUUUACUACACAAAGAUGAUUUUAAAAAAAGUACGUAAUAGUCUAUAUUCCACCAAAUGAGAUGCUGUCUCAAGAACUUUCAGGGUACUUUUAUGAUUAACUGUCCUUGGAUCUAUGAAGGAGAGUAUCUUGAUUUAUUUAUAUUUUUCACCUCUGGGCAUGAGUAUAUGAAAGGGAAACAUAUGCAUCAGAAAUACCUUAGCCUGGUUGUAUAGAAUAAUAUCUAAGAAGACCACCCUAAAGAAUUGCACUCAUUUGACUGCCCUGCAUACAUUUUGUGUGCGUAUUCUGUAUUUAUAUUUGGUAGUAAUGUCUAUCUCUCCUGCCUUUUGCUUCCCAUAUGUCUGCUUCUCUUCCACUUCCUGUUUUCUGCAGCAGAACUCCAACCCGCUCCAAAAAGACUUUGAGAUCAUAGUCUUAAAACUUACGGCCCAUGGGAACAUGGAACUAUCUUCAGAAUGGUCCCUUCGGAGACUGUGGGCCAGAAGGUACAGACUCUAUUCGCAGGGGUAGGUGUAACAGAGACGCUCUCGUUCCCAUCCCUGCUGGAGACAGGUUAUAUACUGACCAAGGAAUCUAGGGGAGCCUUAGGCAGAAUCUCUGCGCAGAGGUAAGGGAGAAGUUGAAAUGAUUUUCUUACAGGAGUACAGUGCAGCCCCCAUGAUGCUGCUCUACAGACCACCAACCAAGAGUGGGGUCUUCAACGGCUAUUUCUGACAUAGUCACUACCUGUUAGUCAGUGAUAGGAAAUGUGGAGAUUGAUUUAGUAUUUAAAAAUUCCUAUUCUUUCUGAAAAAUGCAGGACUGUGAAUAUAAUAGCAUUUCAUGGCAGUAGAAAAAUUCAAGUUAGGAAGAAACUUUUCUGAAAGUAGGCUGAAAAAACAGACACCAAGGGAGGCAGCAGAGAAUGGACAGUCCUGAAAGAGAAGUUAGGUAUCUUCUUACCAACGGCCAGAGCACCUCUGAUUAGCCAGCUUGCCAGUGUUCUUAAAGAUGCUGAAGAAAAUACUUUUGUCACAUUGGAGGGACUUUUACAGUCUCCAUUCUCACCCUAAACGUAGUGAGCGGCAGAGAUUUUUUUUAUCAUUCUUUCCAUCAUUCUCUUCUUCUUCUUUUCCAUCCAACCUACUGUUUCUUUCCUCUUCCUUCUCUUUCCUCAUGCCUACUGCUUCCCUAAACUUCCUUUUCUUUGCAUUCUUCGUCUGCUUCUCUGGGUUGAAAUGUAAUUCUCAGAAGAUGGGGUAGGACCCUCUGCAUAUUUCUCAGGGUAAAGGGUAAACUUUGCUCAUCAUCCCUGACCUGCGAGAGCGAGGUCCAAGAUUAGCCUUUCCCUCCAACCUCUUUAUUUUAACAUCUCUGCUCCGUCUCUCUUGAAUGUCAUCCUUGUAUACAAGAACAGGUCAAAACCUCAAGUUCUCAUGUUUGCCGUAUGUUCCACUAUGAUCUAAGGACAAAGGGAUUCACGAUGCUUUAAUAAGAAAUGUUUGGGGUCUUAACUUGGUCGCUGCUUGUUCAAUGUCUGUACCUGUCUUGGCUUAAGGUUUGAUGCUAUUUAUCUACAAGGGUUUAUCAAAUGCUUUAGUGAGGAACACCUGUUGGUUUGAUAGGUGACUUUUUGAAUUUGAAUUCAUGUGAAAAUUUGUAUUAAGUGAAAAAUACUGAAGGCAUUUGGGAUAUAGUCUAUUAUCAUGUGCAUGGCUUUUAUAUCUGUUUCUUUACAUCAGUAUGGCUGUGCAUCUAUACAUUUUGUCUUAGUGAUUUGUUACAUUUGUUACAUCCUCAACACCCUCAAUUUGCAAAGUCCUUGCUUCUCAUAUUAAUCCAGAUACCAGUCCUUGCACACGAAAAAAGUACCAAGUACAGAAUAUUUUGGUGCAGAAGUGCAGAGGAUAUUAUAUCAUCUCUCAGCACUGCUUACACUAUUAAUGGUCAUAAGUGGUCUACCCCUUGGAAUCAAGUGUGUCAAUCAGGCACCUUCCUUUUGGUUCCGUCAGGAAAAUAAAACAGACAGGAAACAGUAUCUCUGGUUCUUUGCACUGUAAUAAGAGAAAAACUAAUCAUUUGAAACUGUUCUUGUGUACUUUCCCCCCUUCUUUUCUUUGUAAGAAUGGACCGUAACUUCUCCUAUUCCAGCCACAUCCAGAAUGUCCCAUCAGAAUAUAACCAUAUUCCACCCAUCCACAUUUUUUCUUUUGGGAAUCCCAGGGCUUGAGACUGUCCAUGCCUGGAUUUCCCUGCCCUUCUUUUGUUUUUACUUAAUGGUUCUUAUUGGAAAUGUCACAAUUUUGACAGUCAUAUGGACAGAGAAGAUUCUCUGGGAUCCCAUGUUCUUCUUCUUGGCCAUUCUAUCAGUCACAGAUCUGGCCCUUUCCACAACCUCAGUGCCACGUAUGUUGGGUAUCUUCUGGUUUGAUGCUCAUGAAAUUGGCUUUGGAGCCUGUGUGGCCCAGAUGUUUUUCAUACACACCUUCACAGGAAUGGAGUCUGCAGUCCUGCUGGCCAUGGCCUUUGACCGCUACGUGGCCAUCUGUGCACCACUCCGCUACACCACCAUCCUGACCGUCUGGGUCCUAUUGGGGCUUGCACUUGGGGUUGUAUUGGGCACAGUCAUGCUCACGCUACCCAUGGUGUACCUCGUUUACCGUCUGCCCUUCUGCGAUGCCCGUAUUAUCGCCCACACCUACUGUGAGCACAUGGGCAUUGCCAAGUUGGCUUGUGCCAACAUUCGAAUCAAUGCCAUCUAUGGUCUCUUUGCUGCUUCCUUCCUUGUCUUUUUCCUCAUACUGGUUGGAAUCUCCUAUGGCUACAUCCUUCAUACCGUUUUCCACCUCAAAUCCCAAGAUGCACGUCACAAGACACUGAGCACUUGUGGCUCCCAUGCUGCAGUCAUGUUGGUUUUCUACACACCCUCUCUCUUCUCGUUCCUCACUCAUCGAUUUGGUCAAAAAAUACCCCCUUACAUCCACAUUCUUGUUGCCAACAUCUAUGUGGUACUUCCACCUGCCCUCAACCCUGUCAUCUAUGGGGUAAGGACCAAGCAAAUCAGAGAGUGCGUGAUUCGAGUGUUGACUGGCAAGUAAGGAACAUUCCAUUCGGUGAUCUUUAGGUGUGAAAUCUGCAUAUAGCAACGAUAUUGACACCACCUCCACAUUAAUAUUCGAUAAGAAGAUGCCGGUUUAUUUUCCCACAUGAGCCGAACAGUAACGGGAGCCCCAAAAUGACGCGCCCUGAUCAGAUCAUCCAAGCCUUUUGAAAUACUUCCCAUUUUAAGGCUUUUGGUAAAUUCUUUUUAGUUUUACUGAUGGGCAGCCUCUGACUAUGGUAGUUUAUUACAUUCAAGGAAAAGAGACCAAAUAGAUCCCUAGAAUUCAAUCUCUGGGAGUUCCUCUGAUUAAAUUUGCUGUGAAAUAGAAUUCUCUGUGAAUUUACUACUGGUCUAAGCCUAUUCCAAUACUCUAUUGUGAACACUCAGAUACAUUUUAGAGUACAGCAUAGUCCUAUAAUAUUCUUUUCAAGGGUCACUUCUGUAUUUUCCCUGUUUCGUCUCUCAAGGAACCUUCUCCAUGAUACUGCCUCUGUCUUACCUCCUGAAGAUAAUAUUAAGGAAACAUUUCAAAAAGAUGGCAAAACUAAUCAACACUUCCCCCUUCAAAAAAAAGGAUGAUUUAAAUAAUUUGUGUUGACUAUCAAUCCAUUCCCAGGUGAGUGUAAAAUAAAUGAGGACCCUUGAGAAUGCAAUGCGUGUUCUAAAGAAAGGAAACCUGGUUUUACAGAUUGAAACACAGAAUUAAGGGCUGCAGUGAUCUUAACUUUUGCCAGUCGUCUGUGCAGCCUCCACAGAGCCCACGUCCUAACUUCGGGAGCCUGACAUCUGCGGGGUUUUUUGGCAGAGUUUAGGAUUAGCAGAAUCCCCUUCUUUGCCACUGAUGUCGGUGAACAAGAGUCAGUUGGUUUUGCUUCUUUGGGACAUUGCUCUUCAGGUAACAGUGCAGCUGCGAGAUAACGGAUGUCCUAAACUAACUGUCACGGGGAUGGAUGUGUCCACGUUUGGCUUUGAGCCCAGUUUAGGAGACAACACAUGUUAAAGCGCCAAGUGGGUGAAACCGACAGAUACAGUGUGAUUUUCACCCCUGCAGCGUGAAUGUAGUUCACCCAUUAAUUGAAAUAAAAAAUAAGAAUAUGUUAUCUGAAAAUACAGUGCUGGACCUAAGUGUGGGAGAGCUUUAACUUCCAACUUCCUCAGGGAUGGUAAAGCUCCAAAGCUCUCGAGUCUUCCCAAACACCUGGACAAAGUCAUUUAAUGCAUUUUUCAAUGUGUUUAUCUAAGUGUGGAAUGACUAUUCAGUUCUUUGUCAUGUGGAUUUCCCUUUGAGUAGAAUGAAUUUAUAGUAACAUGUGAGGGUAAAGCACAUGUACGACUGGAUAAUUCUUCACGCUGUUGAUGUAUUUCAGUUUUUAAAUUUAUCUUCUUAGUUUACUGCAGUACAAUCUCCCAAAGUAUUCUCAUGAGUGAGAAACUUCUGUACCUGCCUCCUGGUAUGCUUGUAAAUUUCAUCUCUAUCUAUAAAACUUGUUACAAAUAACACCUCAAGAAAAAGUGGAGCUCUUGUUCUAAAGAUGUGUAUUGGCCUAAUUACAGAAUAUAUGGCCAUCUCUAGAUUCCAUUUUGAUUUCACUUGCAUUCAAGACACAGACAAAAACGACCCAGUAGAACAGUAUUGAAAAGGUACUGUAACACUGCCUCAUACUUACGAACUCAGCUCUCAGCCAUGUAGAUUCUAUAAAAAUAUGAUAACACAGAAAACAACAUAAGAGCAAAUCAUACAAAGUAUGAGUGAAAAUAAUCCUUCAAGAACAUUGUUCUGAGGUUAAAAAAAAACAUACAAAAUACACAAAUACACAGCACAAAUUAAUAAAACAGUAAAGAAAAAAACAUGUCUUUAAAAAAGAGUAGUUUCAACUAACUCUUCUAAUCAAGCUCACGAAAACCUGAAAUAAUAGCUAAUAUUAUUUUUUUUGUGCCAACUAUCUGUUAAAGCAUACAAUUACUAAGGCCAAUACAUCUCCGACACUAUAUGAAUCUAACCAUGCAAUACAGGUGAGUUAUUUAAACCCUUGGCUGUGGAGUCAGAACUAGUUUCUCUUCCUUAGCCACCUGCAGCAUACAGGAUACUCCUCACUGAAACGGUGUAUGUACCGUGCUGUACAUUUUAAUUUUCUCAAGACCACAAGAAAGAACUGUUAAAAGCAC